AUGGCACCCUCCGACUUUGCCAACGCGAAUAUUGAUGACAUCGUUAACCAGCUAACAACUGACGAGGCUAUCCUCUUGUUGGCUGGCGUCGGAUUUUGGCAUACGCACGCCAUCGAAAGGCUUGGCAUCCCUGCUAUCAAGUGUUCAGAUGGCCCCAACGGUGUCCGUGGAAACCAUUUCUUCAUGGGUACGCCCGCCAAAUGUCUCCCGUCCGCUACUGCAUUGGGAGCAACGUGGGACACGCAACUCAUCGAAACUGUCGGACUGAAGCUUCUAGCGCCUGAAUCCAGGCUGAGAGCAUCGUCUCUGCUUCUCGCGCCCACCUGCAAUAUUCAACGAAACCCAUUGGGAGGAAGAAGCUUUGAGAGUUUCUCCGAGGACCCGCAUCUAUCAGGUAUGAUAGCUUCUGCAUACGUUAAAGGACUCCAAGACGGUGGCAUUGGCGCAACCAUCAAACAUUUCGUCGGAAACGACAAAGAGAACGACAGAAUGGCGUACGAUAGUAUCAUGAGUGAUAGAGCGCUUCGCGAGAUAUACUUGAUGCCUUUCAUGUUAGCUCUGAAAUACGCCAAACCUUGGGCGUUUAUGACCGCUUACAACCGCGUCAAUGGCACGCAUAUGUCCGAGAAUUCUUCAAUCAUCAAGAACAUUCUGCGGGACGAAUGGAAGUUCACUGGCAUGUAUUUCUAUAGGUUUGGCGUUUAUAGCAUCGAUCAUAGUAUCAAUGCUGGCGUUGACCUCGAAAUGCCCGGGACUAACAAGUGGCGUACUCUUGACCUAGUCAACCGGUCCAUAGUAUCAAGGAAGAUAACUUUGCGCAUCGUCAAGGCGCGCGCCAGGAAGGUUCUGGAAUUAGUGCAAAGAUGCUGUAAAGAAGCACCCGAGAUUCUUGAUGGUGACGGUUUGGAAAGGACAGUGGAGAGCGAGGAAGAUAAGGAACUCAUGCGACGGGUCGCUGCUGAAUCCAUUGUUCUGUUGAAGAAUGAGGGUGGAAUCCUUCCACUCAAGUCUCAGGGUCUAAAGAAGAUCGCUAUCCUCGGAGGUAACGCGAAAGCAAUUGUUCUUUCUGGGGGAGGAUCGGCUUCGUUGAAGUCUUCCUACUUCAUCACACCCUUCGACGGCAUUGCUAAGGCCCUAGGAGAUAACGUCGAAGUAACAUAUGGCGAAGGCGCUCGUGGUUACAGGACCCUUCCAACCCUUGACUAUGAGCUCUUCACCGAUAAUGGUGAACGAGGAUGGGUUGGUACGUGGUAUAGCCAUGAGAACGAUGAGAGCAUGACGCCUUUGUCUGAUCCGAUCGAAACUCGAUACAUUGACGAGACCAGGAUGUUCAUCAGCACCUCUGCUCCGAAAGGUAUCACUCGAAAAUGGACGAUGAAACUACGGGGAUAUCUUAAGCCUCGGACUCGGGAUGUCGAUUUCCGACUGUAUGUUGACGGGAACUUGGUUAUCGAUAAUUGGAAGCGUCAGCGAAGAGGACAGAGUUUCUUCGGUUCAGGAACUGAGGAAGAGACAGGCAUCUAUCUCCUCAAAGCGAACAUCAAGCACAAAAUCUAUGUGGAGUUCUGUAACGUUCGCGGACCAGCCGAUGGUGAUGAGGACGAAGCUGUGAUGGAUAGUAAUCCAGGCGUUCGUCUAGGUGGUGCUGAAGUUGAAGAUCCGGAUGUGUUGCUGGAAAAUGCCGUCCAACUGGCAAAGGAGGCUGACGUAGCCAUUGUCGUUGUUGGCCUGAAUGCGGACUGGGAGACCGAAGGCCAUGAUCGUACUACCUUGGCGCUUCCUGGACGCAUAAAUGAGCUUGUUAGCAGGGUCGCCGCUGUUAAUCCCAAGACGGUUAUUGUCACUCAGGCUGGAUCCGCAAUUACCUUGCCAUGGGCAGAUUCUGUCCCUGCGAUUUUGCACGCGUGGUAUCUGGGUAAUGCGACUGGAGAUGCAAUUGCCGAUGUUAUCAUUGGGAAACAUAACCCUUCGGGGAAACUGUCCUUGACUUUCCCUAAAGUGGAGGAAGAUGUUCCGUCUUACGGACAUUUCCAUUCAGAAAACGGAAAGGUCCGAUAUGCAGAGGAUCUCUACGUUGGUUACAAGCACUUCCGGCACCGUAAGAUCAAACCUGCUUUUGCAUUUGGACAUGGUCUUUCGUAUACGACAUUUUCCCUAUCUGUCUUAUCCAUUUCAAAGCCAACAUAUGUAGAUGGUGAUGUCACUGUCGCACUGUCGCUCACCAUCACGAACACUGGUUCACUCUCUGGAAGUCAAGUAAUCCAAGUGUACACGACCCUUCCGGCCACCUUCGAGCUAACACAUCCGUCGCUCCAACUCAAGGCGUUCGCAAAGGUCCGUGACCUUGCGCCAGGAAAGAGCGAGUCGGUGGACAUCAAACUGGACAAAUAUGCUGUUUCGUACUGGGAUGAUAAGAUCAACUGUUGGGUUGUUGAGAAGGGCAGUUAUGGUGUUAUGAUCGGUCUGAGUAGCGAGGAUCUUGGCCUCAGCUCUCAAAUCGUUUUAGAGAAAGGGUUUGAGUGGAAUGGUCUUUGA
Desarmillaria tabescens is the source of this 2535-nucleotide messenger RNA. Its product is annotated as glycoside hydrolase family 3 protein. Gene Ontology annotation, biological process: glucan catabolic process. The record is from RefSeq and is a predicted model, not a curated record. Gene Ontology annotation, molecular function: beta-glucosidase activity. The transcript is spliced from 16 exons. Bases 1 to 2535 code for a protein of 844 amino acids. NCBI's taxonomy places the organism in Eukaryota, Fungi, Basidiomycota, Agaricomycetes, Agaricales, Physalacriaceae.